Messenger RNA from Thunnus maccoyii (southern bluefin tuna), 8854 nucleotides. RefSeq names its product DDHD domain containing 1b (gene ddhd1b). NCBI's taxonomy places the organism in Eukaryota, Metazoa, Chordata, Actinopteri, Scombriformes, Scombridae. The record is from RefSeq and is a predicted model, not a curated record. Gene Ontology annotation, molecular function: metal ion binding; glycerophospholipase activity. Gene Ontology annotation, cellular component: cytoplasm. The transcript has 13 exons. The coding region runs from base 284 to 2911 and encodes 875 amino acids.
UCACUGGUUAUUCCAGCAGUAAGAAGGGGGGAAACGGGAGAGUGAUCGGGAGUAUGGACAGGCAGAAAAACGGGAGGAAAUGUGUCGUUUAAAUUGCCAGGGCUAAUCUUUUAAAAUCUGUAGCUAAAAUGAUAAGAAAUAUUGUCGGGGUCAGGGCAGUUCGGCAUACAGAUGUUACCAGCUGGAGAGAAAGCCGUUAGUCUGGCAUAACGGUAGCUAUAAUAGUGAAGAAAGAAACAUAACAGUGAUAUUUUUAUUAGUCUAUAUCCAUGUUUUUAGUCUAAUGAUUUGCGACAGAACCAUGAGCAAUAUGAAGGAUAAACCGACUAUCCGCCAACAGAGCUCGGAGAAUAACUCUGUCAGCAGUAGUGAAUGGGAUAUGGCAAAUGACGUGUUUGUGUCCGGCUACGACGAGAAUCCGAUGGGAGAUAGUGUUGCCCGCGGGGAGAGGGACCCAAUGCAGACCGACUUGGAGAGACACCUGCCGCUGUUACGGGGCGACUCGCACCGGUUAUCCCAGGAUGGCAUGAUGUUGGGCCUGGGUGGGGAGGAAUAUUCGGGCUCAUCGUAUCUGGACAUCGAGCCAAACUACACCGAAAGUGACGGGAACGUCUCAACCAAGAAACGCAUUCGGUCUAAUAGCUCCCGGCACCGGGGUGAGGUCGUCACGGAGCUGGGACCAGAGGAGGUUCGGUGGUUUUACAAAGAGGACAAGCGGACGUGGAAGCCUUUCGUCGGACACGACUCUUUGAAAAUCGAGAUUGUCUAUCUGAGAUUCUGUGAGCAGAACCCCGACAAGGUUAAACGCCCCGUUGAUCCGGUCGAGGCCGAGGGGAAGGAGACCGCCAAGUCCGGAGAGAUCCAACCGGAGAGCGCGGCGGUGGACGGUGGAAGUGUCCGGGCGGAGCCGGCGAUGCAGCGUGGCGGAGGGCAGUGGCGCUCAGCUUCAGAGGAGAUUAAACAUUCGGACAUCAGUAUCAGCGUGGAGGCAGUGUGUGUCAGAGGAGGGCUCUAUGAAGUGGAUAUCAAGGAGAAGGAAUGCUACCCUGUUUAUUGGAACCAGCAAGACCGUAUUCCUGUGAUGAGGGGUCAGUGGUUCAUUGAUGGAACAUGGCUUCCUCUGGAGGAGGACGAGAGCGACCUCAUCGAGCUGGAGCACCUCGCCCGUUUCCGGGGGCAACAGAUGAGGGACACCUACGAGAUGGAGGCGGUGACCACCACAGUGGACAGCAAGGACAUUAAGGAAUCCAUCCACAGUCUGAAGCUGAGCCGGAGUCAUGUGGACUGGCACAGUGUGGACGAGGUGUACCUGUACAGCGAUGCCACGACCUCCAAGAUUGCACGCACUGUCACUCAGAAACUGGGCUUCUCUAAAGCCUCCAGCAGUGGGACCCGUCUCCAUCGGGGGUACGUGGAGGAGGCAGCACCUGAAGACACCCCACCUGAAACUACCCACAUUGUGUUUGUGGUGCACGGCAUCGGCCAGAAGAUGGACCAAGGCCGCAUUAUCAGGAACACCAGCAUGAUGAGAGAUGCUGCCAGAAAGAUGGAGGAGAAACACUUCUCUGAUCGCACCACAGAGCAUGUAGAGUUCCUUCCUGUAGAGUGGAGGUCAAAGCUCGCUCUCGAUGGAGACACGGUGGACUCCAUCACUCCAGACAAAGUGCGAGGUCUCAGAGACAUGUUGAACAGCAGCGCCAUGGACAUCAUGUACUACACCAGUCCUCUGUACAGAGACGAGAUUAACAGGGGUCUGACUCUGGAGCUGAACCGUCUGUACUCGCUCUUCUGCUCGCGGAAUCCAGACUUUGAGAAAAAUGGGAAGGUGUCCAUCGUGUCACACUCGCUAGGCUGUGUCAUCACCUUCGACAUCAUGACUGGCUGGGACCCCGUGCGCUUUCAUCAUCAAGAAGUGCCGGACUUCGAAGAAACGAAGGCCUGCUGGCCGAGUGAUGAAGAGCGCCACCUUCAGGAACAGCUGAGACUGACACGCCUCAGGUUAAGGGACUUGGAAGAUCAGUUCCAGGGUCUGCAGACCUCGUCUUGUGUUUCAGUGCCAGCCUUGAAAUUCAAGGUAGAGAAUUUCUUUUGCAUGGGCUCUCCUCUGGCAGUUUUCUUGGCAUUGCGAGGGAUCCGUCCUGGAAGCAACAGCGUGCAGGACCACAUCCUCCCCACCUCAAUCUGCAAACGCCUCUUCAACAUAUUCCAUCCCACUGACCCUGUGGCCUAUAGAUUGGAGCCUCUUAUCUUAAAGCACUAUAGUAACAUCUCACCUGUUCAAAUCCACUGGUAUAAUACCACCAGCCCCACACCGUACGAUCAGAUCCGGCCCACACUGCUCAACCCUCAGAAGGAGACCACAUCCAUAUCAGACUCAGAGAGCAUUCCCAGCCCAUGCACCUCCCCACCCCAGGCCCGACGGCACUAUGGAGAAUCCAUCACCAGUCUGGGCAAGGCCAGCAUUAUGGGUGCUGCAAGUCUCGGUAAGGGAAUUGGGGGAAUCCUGUUUUCCCGCUUUUCCCGAUCCAGCAGCCAGGUGGGCGGAGUGGAGGAGGAGCCGUCAGACUCUGAAGGUGUCGCCUCUGAAGUGGAAAACGUGGCAUCGGGAGAGGAAGGAGCGGCGGUGGCAGAAAGUGAGGAUAAAGACAAACAAAUGGAGGAGGAGACAAGGGAGGUAGAGCCUGCUAUGUCCCAGUCCACCUCAGCAGUCAUGGACCACACCUCAUUGGAACUGGAGAGACGCAUCGACUUUGAGCUGAGAGAAGGCUUGGUGGAGAGCCGCUAUUGGUCAGCAGUGACCUCACACACAGCCUACUGGUGCUCUUAUGAUGUUGCUCUGUUCCUCCUCACCUUCAUGUACAGACCACAAGAGCCGCCUGAAACUGAAGAAGACAACACGGACACCUCAUAACAUAAGUGCAAACUAACACAUGGAGCCAUCCAUCACUAGGGUCAAUUCACUUUCUAUUCAUGCUUUUUGAAACAAAAAUGAAAGCCUACACCAUGGGAUAUAAAGAGAGACUUCAUUCUUCAUUUUGGAAUUUCUGUAUAAUUAGAAAAUAAUCUGUGCUUCAUACAGUUUUGAAAAGUGCUAAAUAUAAAAAAUAUUAUUUAAUAUACUGUUAAAAUACAUUUCUGAAACGUGAAAUAUUGGAAUUACAGAAUGAUUUGUCGGUGAAGUUUUACUUUUAAUUUUUGGCAGUAAUGACAUGUUUUAAAACAUGAAAAUGAAAGCUGUAGUUUUUGUACAUGGUGGGAUCACAGAUGGCAACUAAAAUUUCAGUUUGGUUGAAUGAUUUCGUUGUAAUAUCGGCAGUCCUUGGCUUCACACACUGCUAGCAGAGCAAAACUGGAAUGACUGUUAUAAUUGAGUGAAUUGAAAAUGAAUUGACCCACACAUACACACAAUUACACACAAUCACUGAUUUCACACUACAUCUAAAUUCCUCCCAGUUUACACACUCUAACCUCGAUGUGACCUUUGACUGAGCGGACAUAUACUGUGCCCAGACCCAGCCCUCAGUGAAGUAUUUGCUCUCAAAGCCUGUCCUCUGUUUCCUGGUCCUUUCUCUCUCAGCAUCAACCCUGCUGUGUUUGACUGUAUCAGUUACGCUCCCGCUGAUGGUUACCUGUCUCACUAUGAAGCUCUGUCCAUUGGUCGUCCAGUUUCUAGACUGUCGAUGUGGUGCUGAAGCUCUAGCCCCCAUGCUUGUUCCAGGACUAACCUUCUGAUGUAUAUGUCACUCCUGUGAUUUCUCAAAAUCUGAUCUGAUAAGUGAUCAUGUAGCUGUCUUAUUUUAGAGAAGGACAGCUGUCAUAAGGGAAUUAUUUUCCAACACAAUGCACUACACAGAAACUGAAUCUUAAAACCAGAAUACUUUACAGAGAAUCAGAAACAAUCUGACAAAAUAUCCCAGUUAAAACAGCAUUAAGUGAUUUUGACCACUAGGGGGCAGAAAGACUUUCAAAAUACACUCCCUGCAAUAGAGCUGUGAUAUACUAUCAGCUUGUCUUAUGGCUAAUAUACUGUAUUAACAAACACUUGCCUAACUCUGCACAGCUAUGCACAGCUACCCGGAUUACAGUCUGCUUUCUCCUGUAAGAUGACUUCUAAAUGUCAUGUAAACAAGAAUCUAAUGCAGGUGGGAGAUAAGAGUAACCUGAUUUCUGCUGUAGAGCCCCAGUAUCUCUGCCAUGUGUACAGGUAACAUGUGUACAGGUUUCUACUCAGCUUUUUACAUACAUGCAAGUGCUUAACAAGAAAAGUAUCAGAGCAGAGCAUGUAGCAAAACAUUUUUGUAUUUAAAAUAAUUCAAUUCAAUUCAAUUCAAUUCCAAGUAAAUUUGAGUAAAUUUAUCAGAGUAAAACUGAAACUAACACAAAGUAGCGUAAAUGAGUGGGUUUCCACCACUGAGCAUGUUAAACUGGCACACAUUCAUGCUGUGAGGAAGAGCUGUUCUGUCUGUCUGUCCUCUCGCUGCACUGUCACCUCCAACACGCACAACAAAAAAAGAAAAGAAGUUCUGGAAGCAGCUAUCUUCUAUCACUGAUACAGUUCAAAUCAGUGAGCCAUGCUUCCAAAAUAAGGUUUAGGGUAGAGGAAAAAAUCUGGUUACUGAUCUGCUGCAUGUAUACUUAUAUUAAAAGUAACUUGAUUACUUAAAGGAAAACUCUGGUUCAUUUGAACCUGAUAUAUUUCCCAAAAAUGCAGCCAUUGUGGCUCUAUGUGUCAUGCUAAUUUUGCUCUCUCCAGCUCGUUUAUAGAGAUUUGGGGGAUUCACAAAAAGGCGGUUAUUGCUCAAAACAACGAUCAUCGAGCCAAGCUGCUGAGACACCUACAUCUUUCCAAAUAACAUGAUUUUUCUCUCCAUCUGUGACUGUCUGCGGGAGGAAAAGCUGCCGGCAGCAACAAAAACAACAGAAAUCCUCCUCGCUUCUCGCCAUGCAGCUCUUCAACUUUUCAGCUGUCUGUUCCUGCAGUUAUCAGCUGGUAAAAUCUUGUUUAAAAACGUUUAAUUGCGGUGUAACCAGAGCUCCACCGAAACUGCCUGUCCUGUCUAUCAGCUGAAGCUGUCUGCUGUGGAGCAGCUCUGCCGAAACUGAACCUGUUCCGCCGAAACUGGCAUUUAGGUGGAGCUGCUCUGCAGCGGACAACUUCAGCUGACAGGUCGGCUGCUGCUCUGCAGUAGACAGGUCCUGUCAGCUGAAGUUGAUAGCUGAAGCUGUCUGCUGCAGAGCCUAAACGCCAGUUUCGGCAGAGCUGCAUUGCAGGUUCAGCUGACAGGUCCACUGCUGUAGCAGCUCUGACCGCUGUGGAGCUGCAGAGCUGCAGAGCUGUGGUCGGACAGGUUCAGUAACGGCUCCGGUUGCACUUUAUUUAAUGUUUAAAAAAACAUUUUACCAGAGGAUAACUGCAGUAACAGAGAGCUGAAUAAUUAAAUUCAUUAAAUAAUUAAAGAGCCACAGGACGAAAUGCGAAAUAACUUCUGGCCCGUUUAAAUUUUGUUGCACUGUUUGUCUUCCUCUCGUUAUUAUUAUAUGUUGCUGCAGCAACUUCUGCCCCUCUGCCUCACACAGCCACUCACCCUCAGUUCCCCCUCAGUUCACUUGCCCCCUCUCUCUUUUUCUCGUCUUUUUUAAAAUGAGUCGGGGAAACCCAACGCUUUAUUUCUGUAAUUCACAGGCUUUCUCUCUCUCUCAGAGAAAGCUUCUCACUGCUGUCACUCCUCACCAGUGCUGUCUCUCUGUCGCUCAUUCUUAUGCUUAGUUCGUUCGCCCUCUCUCUCUUUUUCUCUCCUUUUUUCAAAUGAGUCAGAAUCCCACAACAAAGCCUAACGUUAACGUUAUCAAACGAAGAGAGAUGUCGUCUCCUCCUUUCUCUCAUGGGUGGGUUGUACAGCUCUGACCAUGACAUGCAAUAGCAGAGCCCAGAAGCCCCACCUGCUGGUGCAGAACUGAGUGACUGGUGGUUUGCUUGUUUAUUUCAAGUUUAUUAAUAUUAAACAUAUUGCGUGUCCAAAUGGCACCAAAUUUUGACACUGCACUCCCUUGUAUCCCCAGCAAUGCACCUGCCGAAUAUGAAGUAGAUUGGAUAAACAGUUCUUGAGAUAUGCGAAGGACAUACAUACAUACAUACUUACAGACAGACAGACAGAUAUUCCUUGCUUUAUAUAAAGAGACAUAGAGAGAUGAUUGGUUGCCUGAAAAGGGGCGACAGUGACAACACCAGCGCCUUUCUGAAAAGUUCAGAGAUUUUCAACUAGACGCACAAAAAAGUUGGAGCACUCUGAAAAAAGAGCACUUUUUCUCUAGGCAGCCACAUACACUCUCUCCUCACUCAGAAAAAAAACACUAUAUGGACACUCAGCCUCAGGAGGUGAUCACUUCAUGGCCAGUAUGGAGAGGAGGAAUUACAAUCUGAAACUGUCCUUUAAUGUGAAAAACAUCACUUAAUGGAGCUUUAACUUUGAAGCUUUGACUGAAGCAUCAGCUCUACUCUGCACACCAACUCAUGUGUCAUAUCAUCAUGUUUACAUGGAAUGAACUAUCUAUUAGGAAUUAAGAACAUAAUACUGAUUGUUUAGGUGAUAAAAACUGGUGGCCAAAUGUUUGUGAGUUGCCAACAGACCAUGGUUGUUCUUGUAGAUAACGGCAGGAUGUCUGACUUUAAUGUCAGUCAAAUAUCAGGCACAAACUAAACUAAAAUCUCAUAUUGCAUAUGAUUUGAUACUUGACUGCUCUUUGUACUGAGGCAACUCACCAAAUAUCAUUCAUAUCAGACCAGGGUCAAAGAUUCUAAAUAAAAUAGUGACCAAGGUUUGAUAUCCAUGGAAAAAGUGACAUCUAAGAAUAUUUUAUACACAUUUAUUUGUUGAUCUUUAAGAAUUUUUAGUUUUUAAGGAAUUAAAAUCACACUUAGGUUCAAACAAAGCAUGAUAUGGAUAUGUGCCAUGUGCUUCAAUUGCUGAGACAUGGAGAAAUGAGCAUGCAGACAAACAUUUAGAACCUGCAGAUUCUACAGGGUUUAAUUACAUUUAAAACAUUAAUGAGGAACUGAGAAACAUUUAAACUUGCCAUAUGUGAAGCUUGACAUUUUUUAUUUUUACAUUUAUGUUUAUUAUUUUGUCGUGAUACAUGUUUACAAUACAGUUUUUCUGUUUGAUUUUCAUACUUGGUGUAUAUGUACCUUACUCCCUUUAGUAAAUUAGUUUUAUGCCUAAAAACAUCUGGAGGUGAAGCCUGUGGACGCAGCUGGACACUAAAUGUUUCAGGGUGGCAAAGUAGAGGGUCAGGUCUCGGCUCUGCCCAGUGAGGUGAAGUUCAGUUGAUGAAAUGAUUCUGCCUCCAAGAAAGGUUUAUGUAAUAAAGUUAUUUAAGCAUUUUCCUCACUGGCCACCUGCAGCUCAAACAAUGAAGUCAAUUUGAUUAGAAAGAUGUGGUUCACCAAAGCAUGAUUGUUUAUGUAACAGCGACACCAUAUCUUUGAAUUGUGUUUCUAUGCAUUAUGUUUUCAGUUUGAAAUGUAAUGCUGAAUGUUCACUUUCUGUUAUUCAAGUCGUUCUUCCUACAAUACCUGGAUUUACACUUGAGCGUGGUUAUGGUGGAUAAGGUCAUUAAGUUAAGGCACCUCAUUUUUUAUGUUGAUAUAAAAAAAGCAACUUUACCAUUAUUUAGUAAAAAUACCAUAAUUCAAACAUCAAACAUCAUGAUUUAUAAAAUGACUUAAGUCAUUCUAGCACAUUAUCAGCACCUCCUAUGCAUUUCCUCCCUCAGUUUUCUUUUCACUUUCUAUUUUCCUAUCUGUCUUCAUGAUAAUAACAUUGUAUACCGUAAGAUGAUAAUAAUUUGCUAACCAUCAGAGAUUUGGAUUAAUGUUUAUACUUUUGUCAACGCUGGUAAAAACGGACAACAAUGAGCCUGAAUUGAAGGUUCAGCAACUAAUAGCACUAUUGUAUGUAAAGGAUAGAGGAAAGUGCUGAAUACAGUUAAACAGUAAAAUGGGGUGGGAAUCCACAUAUAAAUUAAAAGCCACACUACUUUUUGCAUCGGUACUAAAAGAUGAGGUUGCAAAUAUGCAUAAUAAGUGGCAUAACAAUUCUCCCUGAACAUAAAUUGCUGAUGCAUAAAGUUGCAUUAUGAUUAUAAAUUGCAGAGACAGGUUAGCAUUGUUUGCAGCACUGGGUGGCAGCCUGGUUAUUGACAAUCACUGCUGGUGUUUCCCUCUCUGCUCCUGUGUAAUGUUACUACUGAUGUUACUGCUGCCUACCAACAGCUCUAUCUGUCCUUGUUUACACAUCUUUCUGGUAAACACUCUUCUCCAUAUGGAACACCUUACGCCUACCAUGACCCGUGCCAUAUCUAAGCAUCAUGAACAUGCACUCUAGAGAGUAGUGUGCCCUACUGUACUGAAGACAGAGGUGGUGUUGUGAUGUUGGGGUACUCUCCACCCAGCAGCUUUUUAUUGCCUUGGACUGUGACUGAGGUUCAUUUUCCUUCUCUUCAGUAAGUUGAAAAUAAAAUUUCAGAUAGCUGUAGAUCAAUAUUUGGAAUAAAGUAAGUUAUUGUAACCUAAAGUCAUUAUUUGGUGAAAGUAAAUAUAAUAAUAUAUAAAUUAUUUUGCAAAGUGCCAUUGACUAUUUUAGAAUGAAACACAUCAAAUGUUGAACUACAGCUCACAUCAACAUGAUCUUUCAUUGAAAUGAACUGAUUAAAAUGAAUAACCCUUCAUUGCACACAAGCACACUGUCAUUCUGUUGCUCACUCUUUCUACCCUCGCUGUACUGAUACUUCUCGGAUGAUGUGGUGCUUUACCUUGAUAGAUCUUUGAUUUUUCAUUAAAAUAAAGGGACGUACA